AUGGCCCAACCCCGUGGAGAAAGACCGUUUUCAUUCCAGAACCUACUCAAGAUGCUGCUCACGCCCAACUCUUCGUCCCGGCCGGCCCACGACGACGCCGACCUGGCUGAGGACCUGGACGAGCCUCCCGAUCAACAUGUCCUCCAUGCCACUCCGAUGCACAAGGAGGAAGGAAUUGUCUUUGCUCGGCCCGCAAUGGUCGGCAAGGAAUCUUUGCUCACGCGUGCCUUGAAGAGCAGCCCGGAGAUGUCCCCCACCGAACCUCAUCCCGCCCUCCAUGACUCCGCAUACACCUACCGAUCCUAUCCUCACAGCAACAUCAGUGGCAUCUCAACCGCCGAGCUGACCAGCGAUGGCGGCCUGACCAGCCCUUCCCUCUCCAACACUCCGAGCCCACCCUUGCCCCCGCAGAUGAUGGGAAAGCACACGCACAUGCACGGAAAGAAGGAUACCACACCCAAGGUCAAGGUUGUGGACACCAACGAGACGACCGUGGAAGCCAAUUUGGGGCGUAAACGUUGUAUCAGCUUUGCCUGUGGUCGGAGGACCGAAGACUCGAUCCAAGUGAAACCCGCCGCACCCCCUCGCCCUGAACCUCAACCUACCUCCACUACGACCAAGGCCCCGGAAGCCCCUCUGCGCCGAACGACGCUUACCUUUGUUUGCCCUGGACGCCAAUUGAAUAUCUCUAGAGAACGCUCCCCGGGUCGUAAGUCUGUUUUCCGAAACCGUUGCCGCGGCUCCCCAGCUCCAGUGGCGCGCAAGCCUUCUGUUGAACGCGUCGUUGGCGUCAAGGAAGAGAAGCUCCCGGCAAUGACCACACCCCCUAAGGGCGUGCCAACCAGCGGCCUGGGCAAGUUUGAGGAAUCCGAGGCUACUCGGUUCCAUGAGUUUGCCAGCUCAGUCGAUGAAGACGACGAGUGGGUGACCAAGUCGACUGAAUAUCCUGAGAAGAUUACUCUGAACGAUUGCAUGAAGAAAGAGAACGCCAUCCGACAAUUAGGCGAAGAAGCCGAACAGGAAGCCCAAGACGAGGAGGACGACGAAGACGAGGACGACGAUAUCGAAGAUCUCGCUGAUGAUGAUUCCACCGUCCACUUCUCCGAUGACGAUGGCAACGAGUCCGACAAUGAGGCUGGCUUCGCGGAAUCGGACGAAGAGGAUGAUGAUGGCUCGGAUUAUGAGUUCUGGGCGCCGUCGGCCGUUUCCUCUGAUUCAAACGCUCCGACCCUUGAAGUUUUCCCUCCUCCCACGACCAUGGAACGCCGCGCCUCAAAUACCUCCUUCGACUCGAUGACCGAUGAUCACCACACAAAGUGGUUGCCGGCACCUGUUCGACGAAUUCCCGGUCGCCGUCCUUCCAAGGGGCUCAAAAUGCGCCCCGGCACCCCGAACUUACCCGACAGUACCGAUUUUGUCUGUGGCACCCUGGACGAGGACCGUCCGCUGGAGGCCGCGUACAAGUCCUGUCUUGAGCAACGCCGUCUUUCCAAACACGUUCUGAUUCCCCAAGACAUCGACCCCAGUUUUCCCACCAGCGACCCAGAGGACAAUGAGGAUCUGGAGGACAUCUCCCAAGGUGACCUUGACGACUUCGUAUUCGAACCAGCUCGUGGUCGGACAGAUGGUCAACCUCGCAAGCCAUCUCCGCGUCAUUCCCCCAAACGUAUGAUGUCGCCGCCUCCUCGCCGGACUGGUCGGACCUCGCCCAAGCGUCUCAAGUCUCCUCCCCCUCGGGUGCGAGCCAAGUCGCCUUCUCCUGAAACGUGGGCUGUGUCAGAGGAAAUGCCAACCAUCGAGGCGCCUCGUGGUGUGAAUAUCAGCCACCUGGUUCAACGACGACCAUUGGUUCGCACCAAGUCGCUGCCGCGGACUCCUAACCCAUUUUUCACCAGUCUGGAGAAGUCUCAACGGUGGCAAGGCAUUCCCCCUCUGACCGAGUCCCCCGAACGUGAGCAUUCGCGUACUCGUGAACUGCAUACGCGUGGCCCCAUCGAUAUUGUUGAGGGCCUUGAAAAGAAGCGCCAGAAACGCAAAGAAAAGUUCUGGCGCCAACACUGCCGCAAAGCUGCCAAAGAGCAGGCUGUGCGGCGGCCGAUUCCCGGCAAGGGAGCCGAACGGAUGAAGGAGCUUGGCCUCGAAGUUGCUGAGAGGUGCAGGGCUUACGGCGUCGGUCAAGAUGCCCAGCUCGUCCUAUCUGUUUAG
Messenger RNA from Penicillium macrosclerotiorum, 2205 nucleotides. RefSeq names its product DUF2457 domain-containing protein. The transcript has a single exon. The record is from RefSeq and is a predicted model, not a curated record. Bases 1 to 2205 code for a protein of 734 amino acids. NCBI's taxonomy places the organism in Eukaryota, Fungi, Ascomycota, Eurotiomycetes, Eurotiales, Aspergillaceae.